This is a messenger RNA of Trematomus bernacchii (emerald rockcod), 1589 nucleotides long. RefSeq names its product protein phosphatase 1K, mitochondrial-like. Gene Ontology annotation, molecular function: cation binding; protein serine/threonine phosphatase activity. The transcript has 9 exons. The coding region runs from base 130 to 1230 and encodes 366 amino acids. Gene Ontology annotation, biological process: protein dephosphorylation. The record is from RefSeq and is a predicted model, not a curated record. NCBI's taxonomy places the organism in Eukaryota, Metazoa, Chordata, Actinopteri, Perciformes, Nototheniidae.
CCCACUCGAACUCGUGAGGGCUGGAACCAGAGAACACCUGUUGCCACGGAAACAGCAAAGGCGGGAAAAAAAUCACCAACUGAAGAAAGAAAGAAGAAGAGCUGCUGCCGGCCGGGUGUUUCCUCAGAAAUGUCGCCUCCAGUUCUCCUCCACCUGCUCAGGUGUUCUCGAUCCCUCCUGACCCGACGCCCCUCCCAUCUCACCUGCACAGCGCCCGGACAGGUGGGCGGGGCCUCGAACAGAGAUGUUGGAGUUCGGUUUGUUAGCGGCGCCGUUAGAGUCCGACCCGUCGCCUGGGACUCAUUUGGGAUUUGGGACGACCGGAUAGAAGAACCGGUUCUCCUGCCGUCCAGCAUCAGAUACGGGAAACACAACCCACAGGUGAGUGUUUCCCGGGUCGGCUCCUCCUCAGUUCUGGGUCUCAGGAAACAAAACGAGGACCGACUCCGAGUCGCUCAGAUCCACGAAAACAUUCAACUGUACGCCGUGUUCGACGGGCACGGAGGGCCGCACGCCGCCGAGUACUGCUACACCUUCAUGGAGAAAUACAUCAGAGACGCUCUGGAGGAGGACGACGACCUGGAGAGAAUUUUAAAGAAAGCUUUUCUAGAUGUGGAUAAAGCUCUUCACACACAUCUCAGCUACUUCAACAACCCCUCCUUCCUGACUGCGGGCACCACGGCGACGGUUGCUAUGCUGCGGGGCGAGGAGCUCGUGGUCGGCAACGCUGGAGACAGCCGGGCCAUCCUGAGUCGAGGGGGGGAGGCGAAGAAACUCACCCGCGAUCACUGCCCCGACCUGAAGGACGAGAGGGAGAGGAUAAAGCGGUGCGGGGGCUUCGUGACGUGGAACAGCGCCGGUGUUUCUCACGUUAACGGACGCCUCGCCAUGACGCGCAGCAUCGGAGACUUUCACCUGAAAACCAGCGGCGUCAUCGCAGAGCCGGAAACACACAGAGUCACCCUGAAUCACGACACCGACUCGUUUCUCGCUCUGACCACCGACGGCAUCAACUUCCUGCUGAGCGACCAGGAGAUCUGUGAUGUCAUCAACAAGUGCCACGACCCCACCGAGGCCGCAGAGGUCAUUGCUCAGCAGGCGUUGCAGUACGGCUCGGAGGAUAACGCCUCCAUCAUCGUGGUCCCUCUCUCAGCGUGGGGGAAACACCAGAGUUCACCCACCGUCUACAGCAUGAGCAGAAACUUCGCCUCCAGCGGACGAUGGGCGUGACACAGGAAAACAUCACCAAAGAAAAUUAAAUUUACAGCCUAUUUUUAACCCUUAUUUACUGAACUUAAGUAUAUUUUUGAGGCACUUUUACCUUAUUUCCAUGAUGUGCCACCCUCUUAUUCUACUAUACAUCGGACAGGAAAAUAUAUGUACUUUAAGAGAAGGGAAAUUCAAUAAUAUGAUAUCUUUAAUGCAUCAAUCUAUUCAAAAUAAGUGCGUUGCAUUCUCACUUCUUAACAACUUAAGGGGUUUGGAAAAUAAAUAAAACAUGUUAAAUGACACAAAACUUUCACUUUAUCAUACUGAGAUUUGUCUUUAGGAAAUGUACUAAUAAUAUAAAAUAAAGAACUUUGAAAUUC